Messenger RNA from Salpingoeca rosetta, 1715 nucleotides. RefSeq names its product CAMK protein kinase. Lineage: Eukaryota; Choanoflagellata; Craspedida; Salpingoecidae. The record is from RefSeq and is a predicted model, not a curated record. The transcript is spliced from 6 exons. Gene Ontology annotation, biological process: intracellular signal transduction; protein phosphorylation. Gene Ontology annotation, cellular component: cytoplasm. Bases 678 to 1715 code for a protein of 345 amino acids. Gene Ontology annotation, molecular function: protein serine/threonine kinase activity; ATP binding.
CUUCUCUCUCUUCUUCUCAACGAACAAUCAGACGACGGAGCAGCAGAGCGACCUGCCUGUGUUGAUGUUGUUGUGACAGGCAGGACGUUGACGUUGAUACCAGCAGCCCAAGUGACAGAGAUCUCUCCAUCGUUUGCAUCUUGUUGGCUCGUUUGGCUCCACAGAGCUCCUUCUUUCUGUUCAUAAAGGUGGCUGCUGUGGACACAGACACACAGACACGCAGACUGACACACGCACAGAGACACACACGGUUUCCCGCGCUGACAUCAUCCUCGAGUCUCUCGCAAGCACGAAGCAACCAAGCAACGAAGCAGCGUGCCUGUCUGCCUUUCUGUCUCGGCCGAGGCCCCUUUUCUGACAACUGCCCAGCCGUCGUGUGGAUGGGUGGGCCUUUGAGACCUCUUCGUUCGCUCGCCUCCUCCGUGCUCGCAUAGCGAGCGUUCGCUUGGCCAGGCAAUUUCGUGUGUCCGCCUUUCUUCGGGAGUCGAGGUGGUGUGAUUGAUCGCUGCACACUCAAGCGUGCGAGUGAGCAAGGCGAUCCAGCAAGAAGAUACAGCAGCAGCAGCAGCACCAUCCGUGCGCCAGACAGCAGACAUCAGAUCAGCAGGGUCGGCAUAGCAGCAUACCUCCUGUGUUCAUACCCACCUUACAUUUUGACACAUCUUUCCUGGUUCAUCAUGGACCUCAACAGCCGCCACGGGUCGGCGCAGGUGUCGCCGACAGAGUCGCUCGACAACCAGCGGCACCACCUGCCCCGCUCCGAACAUGGCAGCCGCACAUCCAGCCGCGCAAGCGAAACAACACAACAGCAACAGCAGCAACAACAACAACAAUUACAGCAACAGCAACACCACCAACAACAGCAGCAGCCGAUACAGCAGCCGCAUCAACGCGAGCAGCAGCAAGACGCUGACGACACAUCCAUCUCCAUCCACCCGGAUAUUAGCGGGUACACGGUCGAUGUGGAGAAGCUCCUGGGCCAUGGCGCGUUCGCGGACGUCUACCAAGGUCACAGCGCGGAGAGCAACUCGCUUGUUGCGGUGAAGGUGAUGCCGCUGACGACGGCGGCAAAGGAGCGGCGGUACUUUACGGAGCUCGCCAUCACCGAGCACGUGCAGGACCUCUGCCCGGGCGUCGUCCAGCUCCUCGACCACAGGGAACGCGACCGUGUCGGGUAUCUCGUGUUCCGGCUGUGCGAGAAGCGGGACAUCUACCACAUGCUGCGCCCGUCAGACCGCCACCACCUCAGCGGCGGUCUCCAGCCGGCGCAGAUCCUGCCCUGCUUUGUCCAGCUCGUCCACGCCGUUCGCUCCCUCCACGCCCGCGGCGUCGCCCACCUCGACAUCAAGCCUGAGAACAUCCUUGUGACGGCUGCUGAUCAGAUUGUGCUGUGUGACUUUGGCCUGAGCGUCAUGCUCGCUGAUGGGCCCGCGUACGGCGCCCGCGGCUCUCUCACGUAUGCGUCGCCGGAGAAUGUACUGUGUUAUUACCGCCGCCAGCGUGGGCUGUCCACCAGCGGAUAUGAUGGCGCAAAGGCGGACGUGUGGUCGUGUGGCGUUGUGCUGUUCACUUUCCUCUACGGCUGCACCCCGUGGGAUGUUGCGUACGAGCCCGAGAGCCACGAGUACCGCGCGUAUGUUGCAGCCGACGGCCACCCGGCAGCCCGCCCCUGGAACAACAUGUCCUCCGCCUUCCGCACCCUCUUCCACGGGUGA